CGAAACAAUUAAAAAGAUCGCAUCAUAUGAAAAUUUAAAUAUAGCAUUAUUCAGACUUGGUCCAGUACUGUUAUAUAUAUGAUCUAAAGAUCAUGUUCUUGAGGACUUGCUAAAAAGGUUUGAUACAAAAUGUGGAGGCUGAGGAUCGGAGCUAGGGACGGAGAUGAUGAGACUCACUUGUUCAGCACCAACAACUACACCGGAAGGCAGACUUGGGAGUUUGAUCCCGAUGCAUGCUGCCCAGAGGAACUCGCUGAGGUCAAUGAAGCUCGCCAUAAUUUCUUAAUAAACCGGUCACGUUUCAAGAUCAGUGGUGAUCUCCUUUGGCGUAUGCAGUUUCUAAGGGAAAAGAAGUUCGAGCAGAAGAUUCCGAGAGUGAAGAUAGAAGAUGCGGAAAAGAUAACGUACAAAGACGCGAAGACGGCACUGAGAAGAGGGCUACUCUAUUUCACGGCGUUGCAAGCUGAGGAUGGACAUUGGCCUGCUGAAAACUCUGGCUGCUUGUUCUUCGAAGCUCCCUUUGUCAUAUGCUUGUACAUUACUGGACAUCUGGAGAAAAUCUUGAGUUUGGAACAUCGCAAGGAACUAUUGCGCUACAUGUACAACCAUCAGAAUGAAGAUGGUGGGUGGGGAAUACACGUAGAAGGCCAAAGCGCUAUGUUCUGCACGGUCAUCAAUUACAUUUGCCUACGGAUUUUGGGAGUAGAAGAAGCAGAUCUUGAUGAUGUCCAAGGAAGUAGUGGGUGUGCAAGGGCUCGUAAGUGGAUCCUUGAUCAAGGUGGUGCUACGUAUACGCCCUUGAUCGGAAAGGCUUGGCUAUCGAUCCUUGGAGUGUAUGAUUGGUCCGGUUGCAAACCUAUACCGCCUGAGCUGUGGAUGCUCCCUUCUUUUUUGCCCUUCAACGGAGGUAUUCUGUGGAUUUAUUUCCGGGAGAUUUUCAUGGCCAUAUCAUACUUGUAUGGUAAAAAAUUUGUAGCUACACCAACACCUCUCAUAUUACAGCUUCGGGAAGAGCUUUAUCCUCAAUCUUAUGACAAAAUCAUAUGGAGUCAAGCUCGCAAUCUGUGCGCCAAGGAAGAUCUCUACUAUCCACAAUCAUUUUUACAAGAGUUGUUUUGGAAAGGUGUUCAUAUAUUGUCAGAGAACAUCGUGAGUCGAUGGCCUUUCAACAAGCUCAUCAGGGAAAAAGCUCUUCGAAAGACAAUGGAACUCCUUCAUUAUCAAAAUGAAGCCAGUCGAUACAUUACUGGUGGAUGCGUCCCAAAGGUUAAUUAUAACGGUAUUCUAUUACUGAUUUCCACUUUUAUUUGAUAGCCGCUUCAUAUGCUUGCUUGUUGGGUAGAAGACCCAGAUGGUGAUUAUUUUAAGAAACAUCUUGCUCGAAUCUCCGAUUACAUAUGGCUUGCGGAGGAUGGUCUCAAAAUCCAAUCUUUUGGUAGCCAAUUGUGGGAUACAGCACUCUCACUUCAAGCCAUCUUAGCUUCUCAUGAUAUUGAUGACGAUGAUGAUGAUAUUAAAUCAACGCUGAUUAAAGGCUACACUUACUUGCAAAAAUCUCAGCUUACAAGAGAUCCUCCUGGUGACCAUAAGAAAAUGUUGAAAGAUAUUGCCAAAGGAGGAUGGACAUUUUCGGACCAAGACCAAGGCUGGCCUACUUCGGAUUGUACUUCUGAGAGUUUAGAGUGUUGCCUUAUCUUUGGAAGCAUGCCAUCGGAGUUUAUUGGCGAGAAAAUGGAUGUAGAGAGGAUCUAUGAUGCCGUUAAUUUGCUUCUUUAUUAUCAGAGCGAAAAUGGAGGCGUAGCAGUGUGGGAGGCAGCUCGUGGACGAUCUUGGCUAGAGUGGCUUAGUCCGGUGGAGUUUAUGGAAGACACAAUGCUCGAGCAUGAGUAUGUAGAAUGUACGGGGUCAGCGAUAGCGGUAUUGGCUCGGUUCUUGAAAGAGUAUCCUGAGCACAGAAGGGAAGAGAUUGAAAGGUUUAUCAAGAAUGGUGUCAAAUACAUAGAAAGAUUUCAAAUGCCGGAUGGUUCUUGGUAUGGAAACUGGGGUGUGUGUUUCAUUUAUGGAACCUUUUUCGCUGUAAAAGGUCUAGUGGCUGCAGGCAAGACUUACCAGAAUUGUGAGCCGAUUCGUAGAGCAGUUCAGUUCCUUCUGGAGACACAAAACGUUGAAGGCGGUUGGGGUGAGAGUUAUCUCGCUUGCCCCAACAAGAAAUAUACGCCUCUAGAGGGAAACAGGAGCAAUGUGGUGAAUACAGGACAAGCACUGAUGGUUUUGAUUAUGUGUGAUCAGAUGGAGAGAGACCCUUUGCCUAUUCAUCGCGCAGCUAAACUGUUGAUCAACUCUCAGAUGAAUAAUGGCGAUUUCCCGCAAGAGGACAUAAUGGGAGUGUUCAAGAUGAAUGUGAUGAUCAAUUACGCAACCUAUAGAAACAUUUUCACUCUUUGGGCACUCGCAUACUACACAAAGGCGUUGCGCCUGCUCCUCUGAUGAAGAUUUCACUUUGAUGCUUGAGCUUGAGGUUUUCCAAAAUAAGAUUGAGGUUUAUUAUAUGAUAAAAAGAUCCAAUCGAAAUCAUGUGUUACUGCUUUUGAAAACACGUUUUAAGGAUUUUCACCACGUUACAAUCUCUGUAUUUUGUGUGCUUUUACUGUACUAUAUAAGUCUAUAAUAAGCAUGUCUCAACCUUUCUAACUUCUUUUGGAAAAGCUAAUCAAUUCUUUCAAGAUUAUACAUCACCAUUUGUUCUAGAGCUGACCUGAAGUCACUUGGAGGCAGGCACUGCAGAUUCUUUAUCGCGUCAUCAGCUUUCUCCCUAGCCAACUCUUGUGCUCUCCUGAUUCCCCCACCUUCACUCACCAAUCCAAUAGCUUCUUCCAGUGAACC
This is a messenger RNA of Camelina sativa (false flax), 2883 nucleotides long. NCBI's taxonomy places the organism in Eukaryota, Viridiplantae, Streptophyta, Magnoliopsida, Brassicales, Brassicaceae. The record is from RefSeq and is a predicted model, not a curated record.